UCUGAUGUGUGCCGUGGUUUAAUGCUCUGUGAUUUAGCCGCUACUUUUCAAUGUGAAAACGCAUUUUUACUGCAAACAUGAGUGCUGGAGGAGGAACUCCUUACAUUGGCAGUAAAAUAAGUUUGAUAUCCAAGGCGCAGAUUCGAUAUGAAGGAAUAUUGUCCUCUGUCGAUACAGAUAGGUCCACGGUUGCUUUAGCCAAAGUUAAAUCCUAUGGGACAGAGGACCGGCAUUCAGACAGACCAGUGCCACCCAAAGACGAAAUUUAUGAAUACAUAAUCUUCAGAGGAAGUGACAUCAAAGACAUCACUGUGUCUGAACCACCGAAGUCGCACCAUGGACUGCCUUGUGACCCUGCUAUUGUUCAGUCAUCCAUUGGCAAUUCCUCUGCUGCUUAUCACCCACGCUGGAGUCCAUACAGAGACAUGAUGCCCACUUAUAACCAGCUGGCUGCUAGUUCUCUACUCAACCAGCAGUAUAAUGCAGCACUGGGCCUAGUACCAGGAUUUCACAGCAUCCCAGCGAGAAGAGCUCCCAUGGUCGAACAGGCUGUCCAGACCGUGCCGUUGGUCAGUGCUGCCCAGAACAGAGAGAGAACCUCAACCAAGCCGCCAGGCCGCCAGCCUGUUCGUCCAACCCAGCGCUCUGCUCGGGGUGGCUCCCAGGUUCAGAAGGAGAAUGUACCCACAAGUCGGGCACCAUCUCAGCCAAGUGCAGCCAAGAUUCAAGGCCAAGACAGUGAGAACCAAAGGCAAAAACAAGGCAAUCGCAGGUCAAGAAAUCGAAGCAGAGGCCAACUUCUUGUGAAAACCUCGAAGGCCACGACCUUGCAGUUCGAGUCAGAUUUUGACUUUGAAACUGCAAAUGCUCAGUUUAAUGAUGAUCUGACAAAGGAGGUUGUAGUGGGGGAGGGGGAUUUGUGUUUUGUGUGUGAAUUGCUGCAGUUGAAAAGGUGGAUUCUGGCAAGGCCCAGGACAGCCAGGGUAUGCAGGAGGAGGAAACUCCCGGAGAGAAGUAUUAUGACAAAGCCAAAUGUUUCUUUGACAACAUCUCAUCAGACCUUAAGCCCAGGAGAACCACCUGGGCAGAGGAGAAAAAGUUGAACAUGGAAACAUUUGGAGUGCCUGGCCGCUUCCUGAGAGGCAGAGGAUUCAGGGGCCGAGGACGCAGUGGGCAGAGCACCGCUGAGCAGCGACCCCUCCCAAAAAUUGGUAGUGGGAGGGUGUGAAGUUUAGUUUAUUUGACUUUUCGUUAACUUUUUCUGUAAAUAUUGUAGUUUUGUAGUAUUGUGGCUUAUUUAAAAACUACCUCCCUACUUUCCCCACCCCAUUUGAAGCAAAGAUGUUUUUCUUUUCUUUAUCCCAACUCUAUGCAUCAGGGAAUUUUGUAACCUUCAUAUUAUAUGAAAUGGGAGAGCAAUUUCUUUGUAAUUAUACAGCUGUAUGCUAGAAACAAAUCUGUUGGUUUGGUAAAAUGCAAUGUGGAAUUUGUCUUUUGAACAGGCCAGCAGGAAUCUAAUUUAGGUUAUUUGUGUAUUUUUUUCUUUUUUUUUCUUUUGCUAAAUGUAUUAAAUUGUCUACUUGGCUGUCUAAAUGUAACUCCAAAUAGCUUUUGGAGUACAGCUGUACUUUUAUUUUUCUCCCCAUAAUGUAAAAUGAUAACUAAAAGACUGUGGAGGACUUUAACAGUUGCUAUUAAAUAAGUUAUGAUUAACGGA
Molecule: messenger RNA, 1717 nt
Organism: Micropterus salmoides (largemouth bass)
Lineage: Eukaryota; Metazoa; Chordata; Actinopteri; Centrarchiformes; Centrarchidae
Product: protein LSM14 homolog B-like
Exons: 8
Coding region: 78-1103 (341 amino acids)
Molecular function (GO): mRNA binding
Source: RefSeq, a predicted model, not a curated record